AUGCUGAUCGGUGGUCCUAUAACUCCUGCACAGGUGGCGGUUUUGCUCGGAAUCAUACCCAUAUUUGCAGCUUGGAUCUAUUCCGAGUUGUUGAAAUACAAGAAGUAUUUAGUCUCUGCCAAUGCGCAAUUGGAUGUGAAUUUGGCUGAAGCAGGGAACCGCACAUUUAAGGAAGAUAACAAGGGGGGAGGUAUCCAGUCAGCCUGUUCUAAAUAUCCAAGUCCAACUAGAUCUCCUAUUAUCAGGUUCCUUUCCAUGGAUGGGUCUUUCUUGAUUGGAAACCGAUUGAUGCUUAGAGCUAUGUCUGAAUUUGGUCUUCUUAUAGGAUAUUUUUACUUGUGUGACCGUACGGAUUUCUUUGACUCGGCAACAAAGAGUUACAGCCGGGAUCUCUUCUUGUUUCUCUACUUCCUUCUCAUCAUAGCUUGGGGAAUACCUUCUUUCAAGAUACAUCAUGAAAAGUCACCAUUCACAGGGAAAUCCAUACUUUAUUUAAACAGGCAUCAAACAGAAGAGUGGAAAGGCUGGAUGCAGGUCACAACUGCUGUAAAAUGCGGUGAAACUCGAUUCCAUCAUCACAUGAUAUAUGGGGUACUUGGUUUUCUGAACAAGUAUAAUGAGAUUGGGCUGGUAAUCGCUGUGAAAAUCGUUUCUUGCUUCUUGCUAGUUAUCGUAGUAUGGGAAGUACCUGGAGUGUUUGAUUUGGUUUGGAGCCCACUUACAAUCCUUCUUGGUUACACUGACCCAAAUCCUUCUAGAUCACAUCUGCCUCAUAUGCAUGAGUGGCAUUUCCGUUCUGGACUUGAUCGCUACAUAUGGAUAAUUGGGAUGAUAUAUGCGUAUUAUCAUCCAACUGUUGAAAGGUGGUUGGUGAAGCUGGAAGAGAUGGAAGCAAAGCGUAGAAUAUCAAUAAAAACAACUCUUGCACUGAUAUCUCUAGCGGUGGGAUAUGCGUGGUUCAUGUCUGUUUACAAGCUAGACAAGAUUAGUAACAACAAAUACCAUCCAUAUACCUCGUGGAUUCCGAUAACGGCCUACAUAUGCUUGAGGAAUGUCACCCAGCAUGUACGCAGCUUCAGUUUGACAUUUUUUGCAUGGCUGGGAAAUAUAACUCUAGAGACCUACAUCGCACAAACCCAUAUCUGGUUGAGAUCAGGUGUUCCAGAUGCUCAGCCAAGAUUGUUGAUUUCUCUAAUCCCUGACUACCCAUUAUUAAACUUCAUGCUCACUACUUCCAUAUACAUCGCAAUUUCUCAGAGACUCUUUGAACUGUCGAAUACAUUAAAAAAUGCAUUUGUGCCCAGUAAAGACAACAAGCGCAUUAUCUACAACAUGGUUGCAGCAAUAGCAGUCUCAAGUAUUUUAUGCUCCUUGUCUUUGGUAUUCCUAAAAAAUCCCUUCAAUAUUGGUAAGACUCGCUUUUUUGAUCAGGUAGUUCGACUUUUAAGUCAGUUUGUCAACAUUAUGAGUUAUCUUCAGCAUAUAGUCGGAACAACUCUCAAUUUUAGGAUUUGGAGUUGGAAUGGCCCUGUUUAUAUGCCAGACCUUUACAGUCAAGACAAGGCGAAGUGUAAAUAA
Messenger RNA from Juglans regia (Persian walnut), 1578 nucleotides. RefSeq names its product protein REDUCED WALL ACETYLATION 2-like. The transcript has 14 exons. Gene Ontology annotation, cellular component: Golgi apparatus. Gene Ontology annotation, molecular function: acetyltransferase activity. The record is from RefSeq and is a predicted model, not a curated record. Gene Ontology annotation, biological process: plant-type secondary cell wall biogenesis; xylan biosynthetic process; xyloglucan metabolic process. The coding region runs from base 1 to 1578 and encodes 525 amino acids. Lineage: Eukaryota; Viridiplantae; Streptophyta; Magnoliopsida; Fagales; Juglandaceae.